CAACCCUCGAAGCGGCGCGUGCCCCGCCAUCGUCGGGCGACAACCGUCCGCAACACCAGGCAAAUACCGUGUCGGUGACGUUGCCAACCAGCGGGGCUGGCUGCUCUCGUGAGAGCCUCAUGUCUAAGAUCUCCACAAUACACGCUCGCUACACUUUCCCUGCUUUUUCCAGCAUCCCGAGUACUUAAUAGCCACCAGCUGACAUUCUGAGUUCAUCAUCAUCAGUAACUGUUCAACAAUACCGCAAAUAUGUCCAUGUCAAUCGAAGAAUGCCAGACCCCGCGCCCGGGCUUCCCCAAGCCGGUGCCAGAGGGGCCAUCUAACGUCUUGGACCAGUUCAGCAUGAAGGGCAAGGUCGUUGUCGUUACAGGUGCUGCGGAAGGCAUUGGCGGCGCAGUCGCUGACGCUAUUGCUGAGGCUGGUGGAGACGUAGCGUUGUGGUACAACUCCAACCCUGAGGCGGAGAAGCGCGCAGAGCGCCUCGCAAAGGAGCACUCGGUCAAGACAAAAGCCUACAGCGUCAACAUCACAGAUCCAGAGGCCGUCAAGUCGAGCCUCGACAAGGUCGUCGCUGAGUUCGGCAGAGUCGAUGUCUUCGUCGCCAACGCAGGGACUGGCGACUCGCAGCCCCUUCUCGAGCAGACCCUGGACGCGUACCGCAACCUGAUGGCCGUCAACGUCGACGGUCCCGUCUACUGCGCCAAGUACGCGGGCCAGAUCUUCAAGAAGCAGGGAUUCGGUAACUUGAUCCUUACCGGCUCCAUCUCAAGUCACAUCGUCAACGUGCCUGUUGACCAGCCCAUCUACAACGGCAGCAAGGCUUUCAUCACACACAUGGGCAAGAGCUUGGCACGGGAGUGGAGAGACUUUGCUCGCGUCAACAUUGUCAGCCCUGGCUUCUUCGACACAAAGAUGGGUGCUGGACCACAGGUCAUCACAGAAGGAUUGAGGAUGAUCACCCUCGGGAGACAGGGUAACACCAGGGAAAUCAAGGGUGUGUACUUGUUCCUGGCGAGCGACGCGUCAAGCUAUGUCACCGGAAGUGACUAUCUGAUUGACGGAGGUUAUGUCCUACCUUAGAAGCAGUGAGAGAAAGAAGAAAGAAGGAAAGAAAGUGAAAAGUUCACCGCCAGCCCGCGCGAUUCCAACCUUCUGUGGUAACCUGGUUGCACAUUUUUGUUGUAAGCCUACUGAUCCGCCCUACUUUUCGC
Messenger RNA from Didymella exigua CBS 183.55, 1211 nucleotides. RefSeq names its product NAD(P)-binding protein. Gene Ontology annotation, molecular function: oxidoreductase activity, acting on NAD(P)H, oxygen as acceptor. Lineage: Eukaryota; Fungi; Ascomycota; Dothideomycetes; Pleosporales; Didymellaceae. Bases 250 to 1080 code for a protein of 276 amino acids. The transcript has 2 exons. The record is from RefSeq and is a predicted model, not a curated record. Gene Ontology annotation, cellular component: intracellular anatomical structure.